AUGCAGGACAUCUACUCUGGCUCCUACGGCUUCAGCAUCGAGCAAGUCGGCUUCCUCUACCUCGGUCCCGGAUCCGGCUUCCUGUUCGCGGUUUGGUUUCUCGUUCCGCGAAUCGACGACGUAUACAAGAAGCUUACAGCUAAGCACAGCGAGAAGCCGAUGCCCGAAUAUCGUCUCCCGCUCGCAAAUAUUGGCGCUGUCUUCAUCCCCAUGUCGCUCUUCUGGUUUGCAUGGACGGUGGAGAAGCACGCUCAUUGGUUUGCGUCUAUUGCUGGCACCUUCUUCUACGGCAUUGGGCAGGUUAUGAUUCUGAACUGCACGCAAAACUACUACAUUGAUUCGUUCAAGACGUAUGCUGCGAGCGCUAUUGCUGCCGGGACGGUGUUCAGAUCGCUGGUGGGUGGCGUGGUUCCUCUGCUCGCGCCGAGCUUAUUCGAUGGGCUGGGGUAUGGAUGGGGGAUUAGCGUCUUCGGCUUCGUCAGUCUGGUGCUGGCUCCUGCUCCCGUGCUCUUCUUCGCAUUCGGGGAAAGGAUACGGGAGAGGUUUACGGUUAAGUUAUAG
Trematosphaeria pertusa is the source of this 561-nucleotide messenger RNA. RefSeq names its product MFS general substrate transporter. Gene Ontology annotation, biological process: transmembrane transport. NCBI's taxonomy places the organism in Eukaryota, Fungi, Ascomycota, Dothideomycetes, Pleosporales, Trematosphaeriaceae. Gene Ontology annotation, molecular function: transmembrane transporter activity. The coding region runs from base 1 to 561 and encodes 186 amino acids. The record is from RefSeq and is a predicted model, not a curated record. The transcript has a single exon.